AUGCAGAUAAAAAAAGUAACUAGGAACCGAUUAAAAAAUGCCCCUGCCCACAGCAAUCAUGUAAAGCGUCCCACCCAAUUCUCACUCAUGGUGUUAGUAUGGUGCUGUAUUGGAGGAUGUAUUUUCCGAUCGGUUUCAGAGGUACAAGGUUUGCGAAAAUACGCCUCUAGUGAUAUGCAUCGUAUGCGGGAGAGAGUGCGUCAAAUGUUUUACCAUGCGUACGACGGCUAUCUACAGUAUGGAGCUCCGUACGACGAAUUACGGCCGUUAUCUUGCGAUGGAAUCGACACCUGGGGUAGUUAUUCGCUCACCUUGAUCGAUGCACUCGAUACGUUAGCAGUCAUGGGGAACUACACUGAGUUUGGGCGCGUUGUGCAGCUCCUGCGUGAUAGGUCCUUUGAUGCAGAUAUCAACGUGUCAGUGUUUGAGACGAAUAUUCGCAUAAUUGGUGGACUACUGUCGGCGCACCUUCUAUCACACCACGCCGAUCUAGAAUCCAUGGGGCUUGUCAUGCCAGGUUGGCCCUGUGAAGGUCCUUUGUUAGAAAUGGCAGAAGAUGUCGCUCAGCGUUUGUUGCCUGCAUUCGAUACCGCAACGGGUAUGCCUUACGGUACGGUAAACCUGCGCCACGGUGUACCGUAUGGGGAAACAUCUGUAACCUGUACCGCCGGUAUCGGAACGUUCAUACUGGAAUUUGGUACGCUAAGUAGAUUAACGGGCAAUCCCGUGUACGAGGACGUUGCCAUGAAUGCAUUGUCCGCGUUGUACAAGCACCGGUCCCCAAUAGGAUUGUACGGGAAUCAUAUCGAUGUGCAAACCGGUCGCUGGAUAGCUCAGGAUGCUGGUAUCGGAGCUGGAGUAGAUUCCUAUUUCGAAUAUCUGGUAAAGGGCUCAAUUUUGCUUGAACAACCUGCGCUGAUGGCCACUUUCCUGGAAAGUAAGUCAUCGAUUGAUCGCUACCUGAAACGUGAGGAUUGGUAUGUUUGGGUGAGCAUGAGCAAGGGACAGAUCACACUGCCCGUAUUCCAAUCGCUCGAGGCGUACUGGCCCGGUUUAUUGAGUUUGUAUGGUAAUACUAAGGAAGCGUUGCGAAUACUACACAACUACCAGUCUGUGUGGCGUCAGUACGGAUUUCUGCCGGAGUUUUACAAUAUUCCUACCGGAGAAGCUGGCGCAAAUCGAGAAAACUAUCCGUUGCGGCCCGAGCUAAUCGAGUCGGUGAUGUAUCUGUACCGAGCCACCAGUGAUCCGUUUUUGCUGCAAGUAGGCGAAAAUAUUCUCGAGAGUAUAGAGCAUAGCGCCAAAACGGCUUGUGGUUAUGCUACGAUACGGAAUGUCCUAACACAUCAACAAGAGGACCGUAUGGAAUCGUUUUUUUUGGCAGAAACUACCAAAUAUCUGUACCUUCUGUUCGAUCCGAAUAAUGUUUUACACAACGAUGGGAGCAUCGGUCAUGUUGUCAACGUAAGGAAGAAUGACGAUGAUGCCACCAUAGCCGAACGGCAUGAAUGUGUGGUAGGUGCUGGAGGUUACAUUUUCAACACGGAAGCCCAUCCAAUCGAUCCAACAGCUCUGCGGUGUUGUGAAGCAAUUCAUGGUAACAUUUUUGCUGACAGAGCGUUCGGAGAUCGCAACAAAGACAACUACCAUCGCGGUGAUCUAUUUCUUUCAAAGGAGCAAAGAAAAAACCUCCAUCAAACAGAUAAAAAAGGUAGUCAACAGUUGUGGGAUCGUCCCAUCGGUAAAGAACCAACACUAGCUACCAACGCCGAGGUGGUAACAAGAGGCGGAGAAAGCAUGAAAACCAUAAGCCUGCCUACCGGCACUAUGGAGCGAGAUGUGGAGAAAGUAGAUAGCAUGACCAGUGAUAUAAAAACGGUUUCAUCAACCGUGCCAGUUUUUACAAAAGCACUGAAAUCUGAUUCAAUUCUGAACGGUAAGGAAUAUUCGCAAAAGUUCGAUGAUGUCAGCCAAGCCAGCACCUACUCAUCAUUGGAAUCUGCCGAGACAGAAACAUUAUCAACCACAGGCUGUCCACCGAAAGACAAAUGCAGUAGCACGGAAACAAUCAAAUAUGUCCUAUUUGGAACAGAGCGUAUGGAAGAAUUCUCUUCGUCAAACGAACAAUCAUGUGAUGCUAUGGUAAAUCUAAAAACCAUACCAAGUAUUGAAAAUAGUAAAUAUGAUGAAGAUAAAACAAUGGGAACAUUAAUGAAACUGGUGCAGAGCAUGUUUCAUACAACAGCGGGUCAACAUGAACAGAAAAAAACUAAAUUUGAUCGUGAAAAAUUUUACCAACAUUUGGCUAGGAAACGUUUGCUGGAUGAAGAGAAUAGUAGCAGCAGCAGCAGCAGCAACAGAUACAACGCAUCGACAUCGUCUUCGACCAAAGAAGAAAAGCUUCACGAAUUACUAUUGUGUCAUGCACAGCCGUACCUUAAUCGUCUUACUCUCCUAGGUGAAUUCUAUUAG
Messenger RNA from Anopheles maculipalpis, 2472 nucleotides. It is a transcript of the gene Edem1, whose product is annotated as ER degradation-enhancing alpha-mannosidase-like protein 2. Gene Ontology annotation, cellular component: membrane; endoplasmic reticulum. The transcript is spliced from 2 exons. Bases 1 to 2472 code for a protein of 823 amino acids. The record is from RefSeq and is a predicted model, not a curated record. NCBI's taxonomy places the organism in Eukaryota, Metazoa, Arthropoda, Insecta, Diptera, Culicidae. Gene Ontology annotation, molecular function: calcium ion binding; mannosyl-oligosaccharide 1,2-alpha-mannosidase activity. Gene Ontology annotation, biological process: mannose trimming involved in glycoprotein ERAD pathway; endoplasmic reticulum mannose trimming; carbohydrate metabolic process.